AUGGCAAGAGAAAUCCGAUACCUGCGGGACAUUCACCUGUUUUCACACCAAGAGAGGAAACUUCUCCUGCAGCAUGAAAAGGACAUCGUCUCCCUGCAGAGAUCCAUGAUGCACCUGCGGCGGGAGCUUCAGGCCCGGACCAGGCUGCCUCAGAGUUCCGGCCUUGAGGUCAAGACCACUCAGACGGAGGGGUCUGAGACAAGUGUGCAGCUGAAGGGCCCUGCACAGGGCUCCUCGCACCCCUUGUCACCGCCCGGGCCCGCCAGCCCCGCCAGCCACUGCCCCCGGACAAGCCCUGAGACCCCACGAGUCCAACACCUUCUCAGCAAGCAGGCGGAUGGGACGCCCCCCCAGGCAACCUCAGCUGCGGAGAGUCACCGGCCGCCUCCAAGGCCCGCGUGGGGAGAGGACACUCCUGUGGCCAGCAGCUGGCCCGACACGGGGCGCCGGCUAGAGGAGAGCCACAGCCCCGUGGACCAAGGAGACCCCCAGAGCAACCCCAGCCCCACGUCAGCAGAGGAGAAGACCCGGCCUCUGACAGACAGCCGUGCACAGAAGCUCCAGGGCCCCAACUCCCCGGGCGGAGGGGGUCCCUGCGGCCCCCUGGAAGCCAGCGUGGUUGAAGGCCGCAUCGGCCUAGCAGGGUCAGAGCUGGGGCUGGAUUUUGCCAGCAGCCCCGUGGAGGAGCCCCACAGAAUGGAAGGCUGGUGGCCGGGGGAACAGAGGACUGAGAGCUGCGGCCCCUUCUCUCCACCGGAAGCCGCCCAGCUGACCGCUGCUCCAGCUCCGGUACCACCCAGCCGGCCUGAGGGCAGCCCCCUGCCGCCGCUCAGGGCCCCCUCGGACCCGGGCCCGGAGUCCGAGGCUGCUCCCCGGAGCUGCUCGGGGUCUUGGGCGGGGUCCCCUGCCUCCUCCUCCCCGAGUGGGGUGUCCUGCCGCUCUCUCCAGGAGUUCCAGAGAGCAGCCGCCGUCCUGGUUCAGCUCUGCGAGAGCCCCGUCUCCGUGUCAGACUGGGGGGGUGGGGACGUCCCAGACACGGACCCCAGCUGUUCUGGGGAGCUCUCUCCUCAAGACUCCUGGGGGCUCCACCGGGGCGGGGGGCAGGUGGCCCGGGAGAGGCCAGAGGGCGGUGGGGCCGGGCCCCUGGGUGGCCCCUCCACGGAGCCGGGGGGCGUCCUGCGGGAGGGCUGGCCGCUGCCUCCCCCGGACGCCCCCUCUCCGAGGUCAGGGUCAGAGCUGUCAGAGGCGUCCAGCGAGGUCUGGGACGAGGAGAACCUUCUGGAGCCUGGCUCGGGGCCCUCCUUGUCUACAGGAGGCUCGUCCCACCUGGAAAAUGGCGGGGCGCCCGGCUCUGCACUUGCUUCCUUGGGCCCUGGGGAGGGGCAGGAAGCGUCUGGAAGCACUGGGAGCCUCAUCCGUGAACUCACCACGGAAGAGGGCCCAACAGACGUCCCCCGAGGCUGCCCGCGUGCCCUCCCGUCCACGCCCUCGUUCUCCAGUGACUUGGACCUGUCCCUUUCCUCUCCCUCGGGGUCCUUGGCAUCCGAAGGGGCGGAUUCUGGCAGAGGAGAGACCAGGCCUCUGCAGGCCUCGGCUGCCUGCCCAGAGGGGCCCUGGGACGCUGCCCUGAGUCUGCCCAGCGACAGGACGCCACGACAGUCCCAGUCUGAGCCUGAGGUCCCCGUGACCCCGCGGGCUCCUCCUGGGGACCCUGGCGGUCUGGUGGCCCUGACACCCCAGGGCUGGGCACCCAGAUGUAGGGGCAGUGGAGACUCCCCUGCCCCCGAGGAAGCCUGCCCCACGCCGUCCAGCAGGGCCUUGCCUGAGAUCCUGUCCCCCGUUGACGAGGUGCUAUCCUAUGGCAGUGCCGACCUGUCCUCCGCUCACAGGGAUGCCCACCUCCCUCCUCUGCCUCCCACCUUCCCAGCAGAGGAUUUGGCCAACACGACCAGCCCCGACUCAGGAGACUUCCCUUCCCCACCUGAGGAUGUCAUGUCUCCUGGGAGCUUGCCGGGCCCCCCGGGGGAGGAUGCCUCCAUCAAAACUGGGGAGUUGCCCUCCUUGUCUGAGGAGGACACACCCGAGGCACCAUCCCCAGGGCCCCAGGAGUCGGGGCUCUGCCUGGGGGCAGGCAGACAGGGCGGAAGCCUUGGGGACAAAUUGGGUGAGUCACAUUCGGUUUCCAGGGAUCAGGCUGUGGGCAGCCAGUGGUCUGACCCAGCCGGCUGGCCAGGGUGCCCCUCUGGGGGCAGGGCAGGAGACGCCCCUGGAGGGCUCCCAAGGCUGCCGGUGCGGCCCCCGACCCUGUCCAGAGUGGCCUUUAUGGCCGGGGAGGGUCCACCAAUGCUGUCAGCCGCUGGCAGCCCUGGGCAGGGUGACCCAGCUCCUGCUCUGGGCGCGGGCCCCUGCGCUGACCUGCCGGGCACGGAGGGAGCCAAGGUGGUGGAUUUGGUCUCCAGCCAGCUUAGCAGGAGGAUCCUGUGCGACACACUGGCUGUGCUCUUGGAGCCGGCCCAGCCGGCGGCCCCCUGA
Molecule: messenger RNA, 2532 nt
Organism: Puma concolor (puma)
Lineage: Eukaryota; Metazoa; Chordata; Mammalia; Carnivora; Felidae
Source: RefSeq, a predicted model, not a curated record